Messenger RNA from Electrophorus electricus (electric eel), 5807 nucleotides. It is a transcript of the gene btbd8, whose product is annotated as BTB domain containing 8. NCBI's taxonomy places the organism in Eukaryota, Metazoa, Chordata, Actinopteri, Gymnotiformes, Gymnotidae. Gene Ontology annotation, molecular function: protein binding. The record is from RefSeq and is a predicted model, not a curated record.
UCAAAAUUACAGGCCACUCAUGUGGAUCGUCCUUUCCUGGGUUAUUAUAGAGCAAUGCUACAGUGGGAAUUUUUUUUUUAUUAAGGGUCACUAAGAUAGUAUUUGACACAUAGCGAGAUUUUAGUUCAGGCGCAGAUCUCCAGCCAUGAGGACGCCGUGCUCGAUGUGGAAGGAAGCGCCGAGUCGUGUCCACGUGUCUUGCAGGUCAGCGCUUUGUGUUCCGCACGCAGAGGUGAAAGCAGACGCGUUUGCGCGAUGGAAGCGACAGUAACGUGCACCUUUCGCCGUGAUUUUUAAAAGUGCAACCGCUGUGUGGUUUAAAGACCGCCGACGCUAGCAUCUCUGCGUGUAACGAAGGUUUGUCAGCAGCAGUAGUGUGGAGAUCGCGGUGCAACACGCCCAGUCUCCUCCUUCACUGCACUGGAGCUGUAGUCUGGGAGAGCUGGCGCUGCCGGGUUCGUCAGCAGUGGCACGGGGCCUUUCCCAAAGGUAACGUUACCAAGCAAAGUUUCGACCUUUGUUUUUCUGUCCUGCAGCUACAGUCCAUGCGUGAAACCGAUCGGGUUACAGCUCUAGCUGGUUUUCCUUCCGUGGCAGCUUUCGCUCAUCAUAAAUCAGAACCCACGAGAUGCCGUAAGAGCUCCCGCGUCGCCGCGUGCGGUACGGUAGGCGGCGAUGCUCUCCGCGGAGGCGGCGCGAGAGCUCCGAGCCAAAGAGCGCAAAUGCAAGUCCACCCUACGGGCGCGCCUCGCGACGGCGCUAUCUGCAGACCUGAACAGACUGCUGCAGGAUGAGCAGGAGGUGGACGUGACCCUGUGUGGGAGUUCCGGGCUUCGCCUCCCAGUGCACAGGGCGGUUCUCCUGGCCCGGGCUCCCCACCUGCUCCGGGGCGCCGCAUCGGCUGCUUCCGUCAUCCACCUGCAGGGGGCGGACUCCACGGCUCUCAAAGAGCUCAUCCGGAGAGUGUACACAGAGGACCAGCGUCCCGGGAAGAUGAACGGUGCCGCUAGUGGAGCGGAGGGCAACUCGGCCCUCCUCAACGGCUCUCUGGCGGAGGUGGAGGAGGAGGAGCCACACGUCAGCUCGGAUCCAGACACUCUGCCCUUAGAGCCAGCCUCUGGCCUCGGUGCUGACCUUUUGGCCUUGUAUGAAAGAGGUGAAGCGACUGACAUCAGCAUCCAGGUGGGGGACCGAGUCUUCUCUGCUCACAGGUCCAUCCUUUGUGCUCGCUCUCAGUACUUCCGAGCUAUGCUGUGCGGCAGUUGGAUGGAGAGCUCACACCAGUGCAUCACCCUACAGGGACUGGGCCCAGAUGAGAUGGAAAUUCUUCUGUAUUUCAUUUAUGGUGCCGUGCUGGAUCUCCCACCAGGAACUAAUGUGAGUCAGGCGGUGUUGGCGGCAGACAUGCUGGGUCUGGACGGACUGAAGGAUGUGGCAGAGAUGGUCCUGACCAGAGAUUACUGCCGAUUCUUCCCGAAGCCUGUUGAGGGGGUUCAGAAGUCUGUUCUCGAGUGUCUCGCCAUCAGCCACUCCAUAAGGCUGGAAUCUCUGUACAGCUCCUGCGUCCGGUGGGUGGCUGAGCAUUUUGUGAAGUGCUGGUCAGAGAGAAGCUUCGCUCUCCUUCCUCCUGAGCUGCAGAGGAACUGUCUGAGCGCCGUCACCAAAGCCCUGACGGUGCAGAAUGUGGUGACUGUGCUAUGUGGCACUGAACAGCUCAUUGGCAGUUUGCCAGAGGUGAAGUGGGCCAAACAGAACCUCAGUCUGGCCACCGAACUGCAGGAAGAGUGUCUGAAAACCAUCGUCACACACCUGCCCCGGGUCAUACACACCUCUGCCUUCCACAGCCUCCGCAGGAGGGAGGAGUUCACACGUGACCCUACCCUUCUGAGGAAGUUGUGUGUCGCUGUGCGGGAGGGCGUUACCGUGGAGAACUGCUGUGAGCUCUUCACAGCCGUUGACCAGCUGGGCGGCCACUCGGACUUACUGCCAGCAGAAGCAGCCAAUCAGGAGCAGGAGGACAUGGAGCCGUUCGGACGCGAGGUGCGGCUCCUGCACGCCAAGCUCUGGACAUUUCUGCUACAGUCCUUAUUUGCAGUGCGGCACACGCGAGGAUGGCAAACGCUACCGCCCAGACACCGGGAACGCAUCCUCACAGCAACUCUAGAUACAGGCGACUGCCGGAGGCUCAGUAAAAAGCCUGUCCUCAGCAGCUCUCAGAGGUCUGGGAAAUGUCCUCCCAGUUUAUCGUCUCCGUGUGACAGCCCUCCUGCUCUCCAGCCCGCUAAGGUCCCUCGGCCCCUGCGACCCCCCGGUGGAAACCCUGCAGCUGCGUCGGGCACCAUGAAGUCUGACGGUCUGGGUCCGACGGCACACGCACCCUCUGCCACGAAGACCAAACCCCCCAGCAAUGAGCCACAGCCCUGCAGCAAGGCUAGGCCGGCUGCUGGCGCAACCAACAGGAAAUCGCCAUCCGCCAAUAAAGCCGUCGUGAACGGUAGCGCAGACUCUGUGACCCGGAGGGAAGACUCCUUCGCUAACGGACCUCGGAGCUCAGCCCCGGGUAAAGCAACGGCGGACAAGAGGCCCGUACUGGGGGCCCGGCCCAGGGCCUCCACCGCCGGGUCGGGUGGGUCGGCGGGGAAACCCACCAAGGCUGCAACAUCAGGGAAGGACUUGACUCAGGGCCCCCACUGCAACAGCCCUGUGAAUGCCCCCCGGGCUCAGACCACGCCCUCCAGCAGCAUUGGGAACGCCCCCCGGGCUCAGACCACGCCCUCCACGUCGGGCAGCGCCUCCCCAGACAGCAGCACGAGCAGUCCACGGAACAGCGGCCAUGUUGCCUCUGCAGCUCUCAGGCCAAAAUCCCAAACCAAGUCAACAACAAAAUCCCCACUGACCAAAACUGUCCAGAAACCCAACACAGACAAGACUAACAGCCCCACACACAAGGCGAGUAGGACCAGGACCACGGCGGGUAACAGAGCGGGCCUCGGUAGCCCUGCAGUGACCCGUACAGAGCUGAAGAGAGGCCUGCCUGGGGCGACCCCUCCUCAGACCCACGCUUCAUCUAGACUGAGCUCCGGCCUGAGUUCCAGGAAGCCUGCGUCUCCCAGAAAAGAGGAGCCAAAAGAUGGUGCCAAGAAACCAGCCAAACCCAGCGCAGAAUCCAAACAGAACACCAAAGCAGCAAAACCCACGCCGGCGUCUCCUAAACCACCUCCCGCCGCUGCAAACAAAGCCAGCCUUAAGCAGAAGCCUCCGGAAACUCCAGCCGCAAAAUGUCCCGGCAAGUCUGUGAGCCCAUCCAAGCACCCCUCGCCCAUGGGGUCCAGAAAGUCAGCCACACCGGUCAAGGAGACUCAGAACACCGCAAACCCCAAACACAAUUCCUCCAAAAUGGCAACCCAGCAGGCAAACGACACCACCGAGGAAAUAAAGGAUCAGGUGACAGGGCAGAAAGUGAGGUCACCUCAAAACGAGAGCGACACACUUCCUGCCGGAGCAGCCUACUCAGACCAGCCCAAUGCUGUGAUCAAGACUGUGGCGCAGUCCUCCAGGGAGUGUUCCACCGCUAACAAAAGCAGCGAUCCCCCAGUUAAGCGCAGCAGUGCAGCGAAGGCGGCAGAGCAGACUGGCGUGAGCGAGGGGACCGCGGGGACAGCGAGCCGAGCCACGCCCGGACAUGCUCCUUCUGCUUGUCUCGGCUCUGGAGCCGCUCAGGCCGUCGGAUCGCCGGGCCCGCCGCGAGACCAGGACCUCCCUCCGGACCUCCCCCCAGACACGCCCGGCAGCUUGGGCAGCUUGGGCAGCACGGAUACUCCCCUGGAGGAGACGUGGGGCAGCGUCCACGCCCAGGCCAGCCCCGAGUCAGAGAGCGUCAGCGCCACCACGUCCUCGGACGACAUCAAGCCCCGCUCAGAGGACUACGACGCGGGGGGCUCGCAGGAUGAUGACUGCUGCUCCCACGAGCGCGGCGCGUCCAAGUGCGGGACUAUGCGCUGCCCGGACUUCCUAGGGAGGAGCAGCAGUGACACCAGCACGCCCGAGGAGCUGAAGAUGGGCGAGGGCGGAGCCGGGCUGCGCGUGGAGGUGCGGCUCCGGGGCCGGGAGGCGGAGACUACCAGCGAGGAGGAGGCGGCGAGGCGCAGGCCGCCGUCCUGGCUGAGGCAGGACGGGGCUCCAGCAAAAGGGGAGGGGGAUGCCGUGGCGACGGAUGCCGCGGCGACGGAUGCGAAGCUCCUCUCCUCCGAGGAGGAAGACGAGGAGGAGGAGGAGGAGGAGGACUCCGAGGACGAGAGGUCUGAAGUGGAGGUCCUUCCUGGUGGCAUCGUGCCCCCUCAGGCUGAACCGUCACUCCAGUUCCAGGGCAUCAUCAACCCGGCGUUCGAGGACGGCGUCGACCAAGAGAACGAGCCUCGGGAUUACACGGCCGCUUCCGGGUUCCGCCGGUCCGUCCUGCUCUCCGUGGACGAGUGCGAGGAGCUGGGGUCCGAAGAGGGAAGUGCUCAGGACCCCCUGCACCGGGCCAGCUGCCCGCGCUCCCCCUCGGACGAGGAGCCCGCCCGUGACCUCCAGGGGGCGGGGCCUAAACCUGCAGCUUUCUUCCCGGAGGGCCAGGGAUCUCAGAAGGAGGGCCAUGCGUGCGAUGAGCCUGGCACCGCCCACCCGGACGCGCACACGAGCGAGGCUUCCUCCCAGGACCGGCCCUGUCACCUGAACCUACGGCUGGCUGAGCGUUACGGCAGCACGCCGUCCCAGCACGCGGACAGCAGGAGGGCAGACCUGCGGCUGGACUUACCUGAGCCGCAGGUAAGCGCCACCUCCCCUCCGCACCCUGCCCUGUCCACAGCAGGGGACUUUGAUGGUUGUGACAGAUUGGAUCAAAGCUGCACACGUGACCGCCGCCUGUCUAAAGUGCUGUCCCCCAUAUACGAGAUGGACGUGGGAGAGGCGUAUGAGCAAAGCUUGGAUGUGGGCGGGGCCAACGUCGGGUGCCAAGACGAAGCAGGGAGGGAAAUCGAGGAGGUGGAGGGUGUGGAAGACGAGAGCAGCAAGUUUGCGGAGCGGGACUGGAGCUUACUCCGACAGCUCCUCACAGACCAGGAGUCCAGCCUGGGCAUCAUCAGCUCGGUCCCCGAGGACUUGAAUCUCGCCCAGUACCUGAUCAAGCAGACCCUGUCCUUGUGCCGGGACUGUGCAGACAAGCGGGACGCACCACCUCCGGAGAAGGAGAACUUCAAGAGGUGGGCGGAGCUUAUCUCUCCCCUGGAGGAUUCGACCACGAGCAUCACUGUGACCAGUUUCUCUCCGGAGGACGCUGCCUCUCCCCAGGGAGAGUGGACCAUAGUGGAGCUGGAGACACAUCACUGACGCAGGGACCAGGGACAAGCCUGAAUCGUAGAUGUUCUUUUAUCCCAGUCUUUAGGUACAUUGUUCUCUCCUUCCCUCCAUGUUGACAUCUGGACUCUUUUUAAGGGCCUUUGGGGGGGGGGGGGGGUCUAUUUUGGCUGCAAACAAGGUCGACUUGUUUUGUCUGAAGUUACGUCAUACCUGUUUCUCUUCAGAGCUACGUCGUUGCGGAUUGGAUUGAUGGACUUGAUGCAGUUUAUUUGCAUGUGGACAUUUUUGUAUAAGUUAUACUGUUUACUUGGUGUUGCUUCAAUCUUUGUAGAAAACCAAAAAAAUGCUCUUUUCUCUUUCUGUCUUAAAUGAUGGUUAGACGGUGACUUUGAACUCAGCACUGGAAGUAAGUGGUGGUUUACAUUCAUUGUACUUAACAGAAUAAAAUGUGUAUGGUUGCACAUUUC